GUUGAGUAAUUUAUUUGUACAGCUUUAAUCUAUUUUCUGGGCUCACGAAAAGUAGCUUAACUCUCUGACCCUUUCAAGUUUCAACCACGGCGCUCUACCACAAAAGCCCAGAGAGAAUCUACCUCUCUACCUCUCUGUCUCUCUCUCUCUGUGUGGCUGUGUGAGAGGAAGAGCCGAAGAGGAUGAAGGGAGAGGCAGAGAUUGAUCGGUUACCGUUAGACUUGCUGGCGCAUAUAUUCGUGAUGAUUACUUCCUUCACCGAUUUGGCUCAGGCGAGCAGUGUAUGCAAGAAAUGGAAGCAGGGGGUGAAGCAGUCGCUGGCUCGGAGGGAGUCUCUGAGCUUUUCUGGUCGGAAGAUGGACGAUGACUCCACUGCCCGCCUUGUUCGCUAUGCCUACAGCCUCAAAGACCUUGACAUUUCAAGGAGCCGCUGGGGUUGCCAAAUAACUGACAAUGGACUUUACAGAAUCUCUUUGGCGAAGUGUGUCAGCAACCUGACAUCCAUAUCUCUAUGGGGUAUGACAGGGAUCACAGACAAAGGUGUUGUUCAACUGAUAUCCAGAGCGCAUUCCUUGCAACACCUCAAUAUUGGUGGCACAUUUAUCACGGAUGAAUCUCUAUUUGCCAUUGCAGAUAGCUGCCCACAUUUAAAGACUAUAGUCCUAUGGAGCUGCCGCCAUGUAACGGAGAGCGGGCUUCUUGUUCUGGUAAAUAAAUGUCGAAAGCUUGAAUCUAUCAAUGUGUGGGGGACCAGAAUUCCUGUGGACUGCUUCAUUGGUUUGUUUACCAUUAGUCCAGCCCUUCAGAUUAAAACGGGAGGACUGCUAUUAAAUGUUGGAAGCAUUUCUCUGUGGCCCAUCGUAUAAGGUUCCCAAGCUUAUGGCUGUUUUUCUGUA
Corylus avellana is the source of this 896-nucleotide messenger RNA. RefSeq names its product F-box/RNI-like superfamily protein. Gene Ontology annotation, biological process: SCF-dependent proteasomal ubiquitin-dependent protein catabolic process. The record is from RefSeq and is a predicted model, not a curated record. Gene Ontology annotation, cellular component: SCF ubiquitin ligase complex. Gene Ontology annotation, molecular function: protein binding. Lineage: Eukaryota; Viridiplantae; Streptophyta; Magnoliopsida; Fagales; Betulaceae.